AUGGCUGACUGGCCCAUCGCGCUUCACAGCUUCGGAGACAUCCAUUACUUUUACGGCCCACCGACCAACAACCCGCCUCACCACCGGUUCGACAAGGGCUCGUACGUCUACCUGUUUGAGAACGCAAACGACCGCCGUGCGCGCAUUGAGAUCGCAAAUCAGCCCGGCACUGACGACCAAGAUGCCUUUGACGGAUUCCUGGAUAAGACGCAUGUCCGAUACUCUUACAACCACCAGUGCAUGGUGACGCUCACCGUCGGCGAGACGACGGACCAGAUGGAAUGGCACCUUCCUACAUACGACCCGCACAACCAGAGCAAGUAUCACUACAAGCUCCAUUCACUCGACAUUUACUUCUGGAAGCAGGAGGAUGCCCUACAGUUCGUCAAUGGCAUCCGCAGAGUCCUCCCACCAGCGCAGGUUGAGAUCCUAGACGAGCCGGCGCAAUCGUCAUCACACCACCAACUGCACCACCAACAGGCCGAUCCUGUGAGCACGCUGGUGCAACAGCUUGAGCACGUCGCCGUUUCGGACCCAAGCUACGGAACCUCGCAACCUUCUCAGCAGGCGGCCUCCGUACCGAGCUUCGCAGGCCCCCCCACGUCCGCUGUCCUUGCCCAGGAACCUCCGGCGAGCUUCGUGCCGAUGGCAUACAACCCCGCAGCGCCCGCAGCUCCGGAGGCGAUCCGACAUAGGGAAAAGACCCCGCCGCCGGAAGAUGGCAGCGUUGAUCCUCUAGCUGCGGCAGUGGCAUACGAUGCGCAAGCCCCCUUCUCUCCCGGCUUUGUCCCGCCGCCAGGCUUCCAAGCCGGACAAAUCGGCGUCGCGGGCUUACCUCCGCCACCCCCGCCGCCGGCGCAAUUCGGUGGGCCGCCUCCACAACCCGGACUCCAGCGCGCCGCGACCAUGCCCGCGCAAGCUGUCCAAGGCGGUCUUGCUUCGCCGGGUCUAUCCAGCCCUUACGGCAACGGCUUUCCCGGCACCCCUGGCUUGCAGCCUCCUCCUCCCCCGCCGCCUCAGCAGCCGCAACAACAACAACAACAACAACAACAAUCGCAGACGCCUCAGCCACAGCAAGUACAACAGUCGACCCCGCCGCCUCCAACAUCACAAGGCACUCCCCCGGUCACAAGUCCAGGCGCCGUGGCCUCGCCCCCAGGAGGCUACUCAUCUUAUUCGUACACCACGCAGCAGCAGCCAGCAGCUCUCGACUACUCUGUCCAUCAGCAGGUGUACCGGCCGACGGAGCAGGAAGCGGCCAAGUACAAGGGUUACAUGGUCAAGCAGGAGCCUGCCGGUAAGUUGGAGGUGAAUGCGGGGCGUCUGGAGAGGGGCGUCACGGGCAUGUUGAGGAAGUUUGAGAAGAAGUUUGGGUGA
This is a messenger RNA of Colletotrichum truncatum, 1377 nucleotides long. Its product is annotated as RNA recognition motif-containing protein. The record is from RefSeq and is a predicted model, not a curated record. Lineage: Eukaryota; Fungi; Ascomycota; Sordariomycetes; Glomerellales; Glomerellaceae.